AGGGCUGGAUGACAUUGAGGUCAAUCCUGAAGAUGAAGUAGAAAUGAGUGAUGAUGAUUCCAGUGAAGAAACCAUUGCUGACCUACAUCAAUGCAAAGGCUCAACAACAGAGACUUCUAGGGACCAGACACUUCUGAGGCAAACACCAGAGUCAACCACCCUGGACAACAUGGAGGGCACUUCUGAGUCAACCACCCUGGACAACAUGGAGGGCACUUCUGAGUCAACCACCCUGGACAACAUGGAGGGCACUUCUGAGUCAACCACCCUGGACAACAUGAAGGGCACUCCUGAGUCAACCACCUUGGAUAACGUACACAUGAGCAACACACAACCAAGACAUGGUAAAAUAGUCACAUCCCAAGCAUCCUCAAAGUGCUCCAAAGGAAAGCAAGCUGUGAAGGUGAGAAGCAAGUGGACAGGUGAUGAAGUGAAAGCUGUUGAGCGGCAUUUGCUUAAUUUCAUAACAAGCUGCAGAAUACCAGGUAAAAGGACUGUGACUCCUGCCUCCAAGCAGAGCCAGUAGCUCUGAAAGACAGAGACUGGGUUGCUAUCAAAUACUACAUCCACAACAGAAAUGUAGCAUUAAAAAGGAAGAUGAAUAGAUAGAACUAGAGCAUGCCAACUGUAGCUCAGGUACCAUUCAAUUCCAAUUUCAAUCAGCUUCUCCUCAGAUAGUGUUAAUAUCUGUGGGUUUCAUGUUCAUAUUAUUUUAUUUUCCUUAAAUGAUUUAUAUUGUUGGUUCUUGUACAAACAUGCCACAUAGGCUCGACUGUAGAUCCCACAUGUUUGUAUGUUUAUGUAUAAUUGAGGGCUAUUAAUGAGCAUAUGUUUGCUACUUAUGGUCAAAUUUUUUGGGAUAACAGUUGAUGAUAUAUGUUAAUACUCUGCUCUCAUUGACAGGGAAAAGAGAUAAACAGUACUUAAAGGGAUUGUUAUUGUUCCUAAGUUUUCAGAAGCACUUUGUUCUUAACCACAAGUUGUUGAAUGUGGCAAGGUGUUUAAAUUACUGUUAAACUAUUACCAUUUCAAUGGGUGCUUGUAACAGGCCUUGUGUAUGGUAACUUGCACUAUGUAACUAUGAUGUAAAUCCCUAUGUUAUUUAGACAGGUUAGCUGAAUGUACACUGUCAUGUUUCAUAGAAGCUGGAUGCUUUAAUAGAGAGUUUCUCAUUCAUUUCAAACAUGCCAUUUCUACUGCCUUGUGCAUAGUAGGGAAGGAGGCAAAGUGUAGGUGGUCUAUUCUGGGUGUUCAAUUGAUUUGUUAAUUUGCAUAUUUUCGCUGGCACUCAAUAAAAGUAAGGCAUAAAGUGUU
This is a messenger RNA of Coregonus clupeaformis (lake whitefish), 1314 nucleotides long. RefSeq names its product variant surface antigen D-like. Lineage: Eukaryota; Metazoa; Chordata; Actinopteri; Salmoniformes; Salmonidae. The coding region runs from base 44 to 526 and encodes 160 amino acids. The transcript has 4 exons. The record is from RefSeq and is a predicted model, not a curated record.